This is a messenger RNA of Drosophila grimshawi, 2873 nucleotides long. It is a transcript of the gene BTBD9, whose product is annotated as BTB/POZ domain-containing protein 9. Lineage: Eukaryota; Metazoa; Arthropoda; Insecta; Diptera; Drosophilidae. The transcript is spliced from 5 exons. The coding region runs from base 104 to 2308 and encodes 734 amino acids. Gene Ontology annotation, molecular function: protein binding. Gene Ontology annotation, biological process: adult locomotory behavior; circadian behavior; modulation of chemical synaptic transmission. The record is from RefSeq and is a predicted model, not a curated record.
UAACCGUAAAAGUUAAAACACACAACAAAAAGAAAUAAAUUUUUAAGCAAACGACGACACACCAAAACUCUGCCGCUAAUUAAUUAAACAAGUGGUAAGCGCAAUGAGCAGUCAAGGGCAUCACAAGAUGCACGGAUGUGGCGGCGGCAGCCUGGCAACACUGGCCAGCGUUAAAAGCAAUACAGACUCCCCCACGGAAUACACAGACGAAAUCGACCUGGGCGAUCGCUUCUCAGCGGACAUUGCCCGCCUCUGCAUGAACGAUCGCUAUGCGGAUGUUGAGUUCAUUGUCGAGGAGCAACGCUUGCCGGCGCAUCGCGCCAUUCUCGCCGCACGCAGCAAAUACUUUCGAGCGUUACUGUACGGCGGCAUGUCGGAGGGAACACAACGGCAAAUUUCGUUAGAAGUGCCACUGGUUCCGUUUAAGGUGCUAUUGCGCUACAUCUACUCGGGCAUCCUCAAGCUGGCCACGUUGGAUGAGGACGCCGUCAUCGAUGCCUUGGGCAUGGCCAAUCAAUUCGGCUUUCAGGACCUGGAAAUGGCCAUUUCCAAAUAUUUGCGUCAGUAUCUGGCAUUGAAUAACGUCUGCAUGAUACUGGACGCAGCACGUCUUUACAAUCUCGAUGAGCUAACGCAAGUGUGCCUCAUGUUCAUGGACCGGAAUGCAGCGGAUCUCCUACAGCAUGAUACCUUUAAGAUGCUCUCAAGGGAAUCGCUGGAGGAAGUGCUGCGCCGUGAUUGCUUCUUUGCGCCAGAGGUGCAAAUUUUUUUGGCUGUGUGGAAAUGGAGUCGCUAUAAUCCCGAUGUUGAUAUCAAAACCGUUGUCUCCUUUGUCCGACUGCCGUUGAUGAAUCUCGAGCAUCUGCUGCAAGUGGUGCGCCCAUCCGGCAUCCUCGAACCGGACAAAAUUCUUGACGCCAUCGACGAGCGGAGCACAUCGAAAACGCUGCCAUAUCGUGCAGCUCUCUGGCCGGAGGAGAAUGUGGCCACCGCCAAGUAUUCAUCGCGUUGCAUUCAAGGCGAAUGCCGUUCCUCACUGUUGGAUGGGGAUGUUACCUCGUACGACAUGGAGCACGGCUACACGCGCCACUGCAUUACGGACAGCAAUGAUGCCGGCAUUGUGAUCGAACUGGGCACAAUGUGCAUGAUCAAUCAUCUGCGCAUGCUGCUCUGGGAUCGCGAUAGUCGCGCUUACUCCUACUUCGUGGAGGUCUCUGGCAAUCAACAGCACUGGGAGCGCGUCAUUGACUACAGUGAAUACCAUUGCCGCUCCUGGCAAUAUCUGUACUUUGAGGCACGCCCAGUGCGCUUCAUACGCCUCGUGGGCACCCAGAACACGGUCAAUCGGGUGUUUCAUGUGGUCGGACUGGAGGCCAUGCACACGUCAAAGGUGCCAACGAUAAUUGAUGGAUUUGUCGCGCCCAAAGCAAACGUGGCCACCACUGAGAUGAGCGCAAUUGUUACCGAUGGCGUCAGUCGCACACGGAAUGCAUUGAUUAAUGGCGAUCAUGCGCACUAUGACUGGGACUCGGGUUAUACGUGCCAUCAGCUCGGCAGCGGUGAGAUUGUUGUGCGUCUGGGCCAGCCGUACUAUGUGGGCUCGAUGCGUCUGCUCUUAUGGGACUGUGACGAUCGCACCUACAGCUUCUACAUUGAGACCUCGACGAAUCGCAAAAACUGGCAAAUGGUGGUUGACAAGCGCAAUGAGAAGGCGCGCUCCUGGCAGAACUUUCACUUUUCCCCGCGCCCCAUUGUCUUCAUACGCAUUGUGGGCACGCGGAACACGGCAAAUGAGAUAUUUCACUGUGUUCAUCUCGAGUGCCCCACGCAGGACAAGAACUACCUCAAGAAGGUCGCUGAACAGCUGAAGGAGCGCAAUCGUAUCCAAUCGCAGGAGGAAGCGCAGGAGGAGCAGCUGGUCAAAGAGAACGAUGACAUUGCGUCUACAUCGCGUGCAGCAACUGCACUCUCCUUAGCUGAUGUCGUUUUUCCAGCAGCCAGCUCCAGCAGCCCUCCACGCUGGUCACUCAAUUCAAUUGCGCCGCCCAACACCGAUGCUGAUGCUGAUGCGGACGUGAUGCUGCUAGAGAAACCGGGUACGCCAGCAGCUGGUUCAGCUUCCACAACGCCUUCGACAACACCAACGCCAACCCGAUCGCCUGCGCCGUCCGCCGAGACAUUGUCAACACCUGCAUCCCCUCAGCGACAGCGUGAUAGGCAGCGGGAGCGGGAGGUGGACGAACUGGCUGCGCUGCUGGACCUAAAUAUUGAAGCGGAGAAGCCGUUGCCGCAUCCCGCUGAAGGCUAAAAUGUGCACCUCAAAAAUCAAAAACCUUUCUUGCACUUGAACCUUUUUUUUGUAUACAUUUUAUGUAUAUGUCGCAACUCGAAAUACUCCUGUGGUCAAAUGCGCUGCUACUUAAAUUUGUAGAUGCAAACACGAUGCGAUAAGACAAUACUUUGAAAUAUGUAUGUAUUUGUUGUUUGCCAGUCAGCGUAAUUAACUUAUAAGCAAUAUCUUUAUUUCUACUUAUACUUUAUACUUAAAGUAUGUACAUAUACUAAUAUAAUAAUCAACAUGCUCGGAUAUCAUCUAUAUCCAGCAGCCCAGCCGAGAACGAAGCAAAUCGCAUCAAUCGAAUCCCAAUGUCACGUGUCCUUAUCAAUGUUUGUACAAAUAUUUAAUUAUCUUUAAUUAACCGGUCUUAACUUUAAGAUUUUGUUGAUGCUGUUCAGUUGAUACGCUGUGCAUUGCAUAUUGCGUUCAUAUCCAAAAUGUUUGCCACUUGUUUAACCCGUAAAGUUAAUUUACUAAUACACACACACACACAUCUUUGUUACAUGUAAUACACUUAAUAAACUGAUAAUAUGCA